This is a messenger RNA of Magallana angulata, 999 nucleotides long. RefSeq lists its product as uncharacterized. The coding region runs from base 80 to 877 and encodes 265 amino acids. The transcript has 7 exons. NCBI's taxonomy places the organism in Eukaryota, Metazoa, Mollusca, Bivalvia, Ostreida, Ostreidae. The record is from RefSeq and is a predicted model, not a curated record.
CAAAGAUGUAUAAAAAUGAAAAUCAACAUACCUUUACUUUCAGUUAAAAAAAUUUUUGGUGCAAUUUCAAGAUCUAAGAAUGAAGAUCAUAGUAGUUUUAGUGCUUCUUCAUGGAUAUCUGUGUCUUGAGGAUUCAUCCACUUCCCAACCACAUCUUCAGGAGGAAGUAUGUUCAAUACUGCACAAGGAAAUGGGUUCAUCUUCAUCUACACGUGAAUUCACAGGGCUUUUGGAGAUAUCAGUCAAAUUUAUGGAAAUGGAUUUGUCUAAUCUACCUCAUCAUUACCUUGGUGGAUACUUCAGAAACCUAGUCCUCCCACAGCCACCCCACACCAGGCGAAGGAAGAGGAGUUACAUACUUCCGCCUACCCACAACAUGCACAACACUCAGAACACGGAUUGUGUUAAGAAAUACAGGGUUGAUGUCAGUCAGAUCUUUCAAAAAUAUCCAUCUUGGUCGACCUUGCUAAAUCAAGGGGAGACAAUCAGCGUAUUUGGUUCAGACCUGCUUCAAAUAAACGAGAACUUUCUCGUCACAGUUCAAUAUGUAAAAGGAGGACAGUGUGCGGGUGAAUGGAAAAUUCUUAGCGCUCGGAAAUGGGAUGAUCUCAGCGCCUAUCAAAGAGAUCUUCUAAACGAUGGAACGUAUUUACAGAACUGUGGUAGUAAUACGGAGGUCCUUCAAGAGUGCUUUAAGCCACCCUCAAACCGUAAAUCCUCACUCGGCAGGUAUGCUAGCUGCUCUGACAAAUACUCAUACUGUGCACUCGCUGGUAAAACACCCGCGAGGCUUGAGAAAAAAAACCGGGAGUUCAAUUCGUGUGUCAACGACGUCAAAGUUACAACACCGAGGCCUCUGAUCCAACCUGUGGCAUAAUGACUCCUUUGUAACCGCUGUAGACAUGUUUUCAGCUUUACAAAUGGUCCCUGAAAUUUUUUUGUGAUGCAUCAAUUGUACAUUCAACACGUUAAAUCGAAUAAAAUUCAUACAAAUUGUCA